Scomber japonicus (chub mackerel) is the source of this 2867-nucleotide messenger RNA. Its product is annotated as oxysterol-binding protein-related protein 3-like. The transcript has 22 exons. Gene Ontology annotation, cellular component: intracellular membrane-bounded organelle; plasma membrane; cytosol. The record is from RefSeq and is a predicted model, not a curated record. NCBI's taxonomy places the organism in Eukaryota, Metazoa, Chordata, Actinopteri, Scombriformes, Scombridae. The coding region runs from base 226 to 2676 and encodes 816 amino acids. Gene Ontology annotation, molecular function: cholesterol binding.
CGACGACCGGGUAGCGAAACGAGGAGCAGGAGCUGGACGCCAGGUACCCUAUCUACUGUCAGGAUAUGAUGCUGUAGCUUUCGCCACUGAACCUGCUGACUGUUGUGGCGUGGCCUUCAAAGGUCAGAGCGAUGCUCCCGGCGGUGCCGCUGUGAUCUCCGUUGCUGCAGUUUCCACAGAAACGAGACAACGGACGGCAAAAAGCAGCAGUCAAGUCGCAAAAAGAUGACAUCACCGUCACCCACUCACAGUGACAGCAGCGGCUCCUCUAAGCAUGACAGCAACCAGGACAGCUGGGAAAUUGUGGAGGGGCUCAGGGGGGUUCCUGCCAGCAUGCAGGAGCCUGACAGACAGGAGGGUUUCUUGCUCAAGAGGAGGAAAUGGCCCAUGAAGGGAUGGCACAAGAGAUACUUUGCAUUGGAGAAAGGCAUAUUGAAGUAUGCAAAGCGAGGAACAGAUCUGAAGAAGGGAAAACUUCAUGGCUGCAUUGAUGUCGGCCUCUCGGUCAUGUCAGUCAAAAAGAAAGCUAUGUGCAUCGACCUGGACACAGAAGACAACAUAUAUCACCUAAAGGUGAAGUCUCCAGAGCUGUUUGAGGAGUGGGUGUCAAAGCUGCGUAAUCACAGACUGUUUCGGCAGAAUGAGAUUGCCAUGUAUCCCCAUGAAAGGCACCUCUUCCACCCCCACGCCGUGUCCUCCCCGUCUCUCAAUGACUCACUGAGAAAAAGGACUACUCUCACCAAGCAGGCGUCAGUCCACCAGACUAAGGUCACUUCCUGGCUCCACUCCUCAGAGGACAUGAACAGAUGCUGCAAAGACUUAGAGGAAUGUGAAUCGUAUCUACUCGAACUCAACCUGCUGCUGAAGAGCAUGGAGGUCCUUCACCGCACAUACUCAGCCCCAGCCAUCAGUGCACUACAAGCAUCUACUUAUGAUAUUCCGAAAAAGGAGAAGAGGCCAAGGAGAUGGCGAUCCAAGAAUAACGGCAAAGAAACUAAAGCCACACUACAGGUAAAUGUCCCAAGCUGUAUCUCCUCCAAGUCCCCUCGCCUGCACGCCUCCAACCCCAAUCUCUCCACUACUGAGCCCAACAUCCAGGAGGUCUGCCCUGAAUCCCCAGACUCGCCUACAGACGUGUCUCGUCUACAGGAGGACUUCUGCAGGCUGGCCAACAACAUCCACACCAACCUGAAAUCAGCCUUUAGUUCCCUGUCAGCAGAAAGAGACAGACUGAGGCACACCAUGGACAUGCAGGCCCCCCAGCCAGCGCAGGUCAUUGGCUUGAAGACCGCCUAUGCUUCAGAAUGUCCAGGUGGCUCUCACUCGUUGGUCCACCAGGCGUCCAAUGAGAGCAAAGCAUCUAUCCCGGAGUCAAUAUCAGAAUUCUUUGACGCUCAGGAGUACCUCCUCUCCUCCUCCUCCUCUGAGGUGUCCGACGAUGACUCGUACAUCAGCGAUGUCAGCGACAGCGUCUCCAUGGACACCUAUAGCAACGAGGGAGGCAGUGAGAGACACAACUCGGUGAGCAGUGUGGUGCCCCUAAUUCGUCGACGUUCCACGCUACCCUCUCCCAGUCCCACCAGCAGCGUGAGCGUAUGGAACAUCCUGAGAAACAACAUCGGUAAGGACCUGUCCAAGGUGGCCAUGCCGGUACAGCUCAAUGAGCCACUCAACACCCUGCAGAGGCUGUGUGAGGAGCUGGAGUACAGCGAACUGCUGGACACCGCCAACCAGACCCAGGACCCUUACCAGCGCAUGGUGUAUGUUGCUACGUUUGCAAUAACUGCAUAUGCCUCCUCCUACCAUCGAGCAGGAAGCAAACCCUUUAACCCGGUCUUGGGGGAGACGUAUGAGUGUGACAGACCUGAUAAGGGCUUCAGGUUUAUAGCUGAACAGGUGAGUCAUCACCCACCUGUAUCAGCAUGUCACUCUGAUUCAAGGAACUUCACCUUUUGGCAAGAUGUUCGAUGGAAAAAUAAAUUCUGGGGCAAAUCCAUGGAAAUAGUUCCCAUGGGAACCACCCAUGUCACACUACCUGCGUUUGGGGACCACUACGAAUGGAACAAAGUGACAUCCUGCAUUCAUAACAUCCUGAGCGGUACACGCUGGAUCGAACACUACGGAGAGAUGGCCAUUAAAAAUAUCAACAGCAAUGACUGCCAGUGUAAAGUGACAUUUGUGAAGGCAAGGUCUUGGAGCUCUACAGUGAACGAGAUAGAGGGCGUGGUUACAGAUUCAAAUGGAAAAGUGGUACACUCAAUUUUUGGAAAAUGGCACGAGUCCAUUUUUCAAGGGGACCCGCCAUCUGCCACGUGCAUCUGGAGAGCGAACUCCAUGCCAGUGGACCAACAGCAGUACUAUGGCUUCACCCAGUUUGCAGUGGAGAUGAAUGAGCUGGAUUCCACCUUAAGACCUCUGCUGCCCCCCACAGACACACGCUUCCGGCCGGACCAGAGGCUGCUGGAGGAGGGGAACACAGAAGGAGCAGAGGAGCAGAAACAGAGGAUAGAGCAGCUCCAGAGGGAGAGGAGGAAAGUGCUGCAGGACAACAAUUUGACACAUCAGCCACGUUUUUUCAAGAAGUCUAAAGAUGACACGUGGGUGAGCAGCAACGCGUACUGGGAACAGCGCAGAGACCCUGGCUUCAGCAAAAUGGACUUCCCUGUGUUGUGGUGACCUCUAGAUUUAACCAGACCUCUCUACUGCAACUUAUCAUGGAGAGGGAAGUUUAAAACUGACCUGAGACCAGCUUGAAAGCGUGAUGACCUGGUUAAUAUGAAUCACUCCAUGUCAUGGUCACCCAACAAAUAUGGACUUCUGCUUCCUCUUUCAUGACCGAGCAGAGCCUGUAGUACUUCUGUUGGUUU